AUGAGUCUCAAUAAGAUAAGCAAUAGGGAAUAAUUAUCAAUUUUAGCAUAGCAUUAUUACGCCUUUAUAAACACUUAUGCCUUUACAGAAUUAAAUGUGGACUACGAUGACGAUGACCCAAUUAAUUUUGCUAAAAUUGAUGAAAAGCUAAAAAAUCAAUUAUAUGAGUCCGAUAUAGAUUUCAUAUAAGAUAUAAAAUCCAUUCUUAAGUUAUUUUUUGAUAAAUCUUUUAAAGAUGCUUAGCUUAUUGAAACAGUUAGGUUAUUUUUUAAUUCUGUAAUUUAAGACCAAAACAAGCAUAUUCCUAAAUUAGGUUGA
Molecule: messenger RNA, 318 nt
Organism: Tetrahymena thermophila SB210
Lineage: Eukaryota; Ciliophora; Oligohymenophorea; Hymenostomatida; Tetrahymenidae
Exons: 2
Source: RefSeq, a predicted model, not a curated record